Closterium sp. NIES-67 is the source of this 2347-nucleotide messenger RNA. Lineage: Eukaryota; Viridiplantae; Streptophyta; Zygnematophyceae; Desmidiales; Closteriaceae. The record is from the annotation of a GenBank genome assembly.
CUGGCUUCUCCACCAUCAUUCCGUCAAAGGCACGCCGGCAGGUUCGAUAUAUUGAAUUCUGCUCUUCGUAGCGCAGCGUCCUCCGUGGGGCACACGAAUCGCGUAGCAAGUAGUUCUCCUUUACUCUCUCGGACGAAACCAGCUAUCAUUUGGAAACUUGCGGCUACCUUAGAAUCAGACUGAAUAGUUUCUCUCGCAAUACCUAGGCAGAGUAGACCCAUGGUCUCGCCAGUCGCGGCAGAGCGAGGCGCAGCCAAUCAGGCAUGGCAGUCGCUUCGCGAGACGGUAGUGCCGGCGCCCGCAGAGUCCAAGUCCGCGGCGGACUCCAAGUCGGCAAUCUCGAGGGUCGACUCGUGGAUCGACGACCACCUGCUAGUUCCGCCUCCCCCAGCUGAGCCCGAUCACAUCGAUAAGGGCGACGGAGACUUCGGCGACGUCGCAGAUGGCGUCGCAGGAGGCGGUGUUACCGCCGACCCGCUCACACGAAAGGUCGCCGCGUUGGAGGUGGAGAACUGCGAAAUGACUGGGCGAGUCGCAGGGCUGGAGGCGAUGCUCCGCGAAAAGGAGCAGGAGUCGCACGAGCUGCGUCGCCAGCUGCUGGCGAUCACUCGCGCGCUGGAGGAGGGCAGCCACGCCGACACGCUGUCGCGCGCCGAGCUGCUCAACCAGGUGCUCAGCCUGGCCAAUCAGGUGAAAGAACUCUCCGACGAACGUGCCGCGCUGCUCAGCGCGCCUGGCGGCGUGGCGUUUAACUACGGUCUGGGCGGCGGGUCAAAGAAGUCAGUCGCGUCUGAAAAGGCUCUCGACGGGGAGCACGACACGGCACUAGGAGGUGGAGGCGACGAGGAGGGGUGCGCAGAAGAAGUCGAGGAUAAGCCGGAUGGUGAAAUUGCUCCCGUGAAUGCGGUGCGGGUGUCGAGCUACCGCCCCCCGCCUCCGGAUGCGCUGAAAGACGCUGCUGCUGCUGAGGAGGAUGACGAGGAUGAGGAGGAUAAGGAGGGGGAAGGCCACGAGGUCGCAGGCGCGGAUGCGAUGUCCGCAGCGCCGUCAAUGACACCGUCGCGGCCGGGGACGUCGCACUCGUUGCGGUCGCAUGCGUCGCUCAUCCCGCGGUCCUUCAUCAUGCCCGCUCUCGCCGCGUCCGGCCCCUCCGCCCAGACGCGCCUCGGCGCGCUGCCCAUGUCGAUCGUGCCCUACGACCCUGCCGCCGCCGCUGAGAGUCUGGCCAAUGCACCGGCGCCGGUUUCAGGGGCGAUUGUUCCGUACCAGUCGCUUGACGCCGGUCUGGCGGCGGCGGGUGAGGGGGGAAGUACGGAUGGAUCACUUGUAACGUACAGGCCUCCAACGGCGAGUAGCAGUACGGCUGGCGUUCCAUCUAAUCCGUUCGACCGGCCGAACACGUACGAGAUGAACCGCCCGCAGGCGUCCUGGCCGAACGCGAAGCCAAACCGCGUGCAGAGCUUCGUGCCGUCGACUGUUCCUGAGACGGCGGCGGAAGGCGCGACUUCGGGGCUGGGCGCAAUGCGCGGGGCGAUCGCGACGCUGAUUCGGUGCGGGAAUCGCGCGGAGGUGCGCGAGAUCCAGAUCCGGCACCUGGAGAAGCUGAACCGGUCCAAGCGUGUCACGCCUGACGACAUCUUCGCCGCAAUUCAGUCGCGAUGCCUCUCCAUCCUCGCGCAGGUAGAGCCCCCAUCUGGGUUCAACAUUCUGGGCGUGAAGGUCAAGAUUCCUCGCAAGCUGACAUCCCUCUCCCUCACCUCCACCGCUUCCACCUCCUCCACCUCCUCCACCACUCCCUCCAACAUCCGAGUCUCUGACUCCGAGGCCAAGUUCCUCACCAACCCCUCGGUGGAGCUCGUCGCAUUCCUCUUCUCUGCCAUUGUCACGCAUGCCUGGGCGCCCAUUGAAUGCUUCCCUGCCACGAUGGAGCAGAUGGGCAAUGUGUACGUGCGGCGGCUGCUCAUGGUUGAUUUCCUGGAUGCGGCGUUCAAGCGCGUGGGGCGCAUGGGUGUGGAUGCUCUGGUGCAGGACCUUCAAGGGAUAGACAGGCUGCUGGGUGUCAAGGAGGAGAGGCUGCCUUCGGUCAAGGAGCUCAGCAACUGCAAGGUUCUGGUGAUGAUCCACAGCAAGACAGGGCUUCAGUGGAAAAAGAAAUGGAUCUUUGGAAAAUAGUUAAGCAGUGUGCUCUACUGAUGUUUGUUUAGCCCAUAUGGGUAUUGUGGCAUUGCAAAUGAAUGUAGAGCGUGUUUAGCAACGCAUAAUAAGCAUUAGGGUAUUGGGAUCGUGGCUUGUUUUGUCUUGGUUUUUCUAUUAUGCAAGUAAUGGAUGAGCUGAAUAUUAUGCAUUA